UUCCUCUGCGGCUUCCAUUCCUCCAUCUGUCGUCCUUGGAUUUGCUGCUUUCCCUGCCUCUUCAUUUAGCAGCCAGUUCUGCCCCGAGGUUCCAUCUUUUCUCUUUCCCUCUUCCUCCCUCCUCUCCUCUCUCUCCUCUCUCUCUUCCUCUCUCGCUGGCGUCUCUCGUUGCAUUGCCUUUGUAUUCCGUUGCUUCUCCCAAAUCAAGUUUCGUUUAGCCAUUGCCCAUCAUGUCGCGACCCACGACUCGCAUGAACGAGUAUUUCGUGCCCCGUGAUGGCAUCGAUCGUGAAGUCAUCUCUGCAGAUAUUUGCCGCUACCUUGGCAAUGAUGCUUUGGUGCGACCUGGCCAUUAUGAGAACCCACAGACUGGUCAACCCGUCCAAGGUUAUUAUAUUACGGCUUAUCGUAACCUGACGACCGCCAUGAUCGAGGAUCUCAAGGCCGACUCGGCUCGAUGGGAUAGGGAACGCCGCGCGCAGACCGCGCGCAACAGCAGCGGAGUCCAAUACCGCUAUUCCGAGACUCACCAGUCUCGGCAGCACCAUGGCCCAACUGAACCACCUUUCCGAGAUGAUUCUUAUCCUCCUCGUGAUGGUCUUUAUGACGCCCCAAGGUACCCAGGAACUGGCGCCCAAGGAUAUAACGGUGCCUCUGGCCCGUACCAGCCUCAACAGCAGCAGCAGGGCUACGCUCCUCCCAGUGGCGGUGCGUACGGCGGCAACGGCAACGCCGGCUUUCAGCAGCCUCAGCCAUCUCCUGGACCCUCUGACGCCAGAUACGUCGGAAACCCUCAAGGCGGCCCUAUGAUGAACCAGGGAUACCAAAAUCCGGAUGGCCCGUAUGUUUCAACUGGAGCCAACAUGCCUCCCAGGAAUUAUCCCAAUGAUCCUUAUACCGGUGGCCACCCUGGAUCGUCCGUCCCAGCACCUCAACAACCCGUAUAUGCCUCAAACCAGCCUGUCCAGCCGGGAUAUCCCGCCCCAAACUACCCAUAUCCUAACCAGGCUCCUUCGGGCGCUCCAGU
Messenger RNA from Trichoderma virens Gv29-8, 1027 nucleotides. RefSeq lists its product as uncharacterized. Lineage: Eukaryota; Fungi; Ascomycota; Sordariomycetes; Hypocreales; Hypocreaceae. The record is from RefSeq and is a predicted model, not a curated record. The transcript has 4 exons. The annotation marks the transcript as partial.